AAUGUGCGCGCGCAGAAUAGACAACAAAGAAUCGUCACCAUCAUUUAUAGUUUAUUACUGUAUCGUGACUCUCAAUUUGAUCUUAUUGUGAUAAAAGCAUUUGUUUAGUGACUUAUCAAGUUUAACGAAUAAUUUUAAUUAUUAUAUAUGAAAAUAAUACAAAUAUCAAAACUUCAAGGACGUAACCAGUAAAAUAUCGAUAGAUAUUACUCUUACAACAAGAUGAGUGACGAUAUGUCUUUAUAUACUUUACCAAAUAAUCAACCUUUGGUAUUGUUAGAAUGUGAAACGUCGUUUAAUGCAUUAACACUGAAAGAAAAAUUGUAUGCACAUUAUUUGAGCAAAGCAGCAUGGCAUGGUGGUCUUAUUGUAAAUUUACAACUUUCGCCAGAAUCUCCAUUGAUUUUUGCUCUUUUACAUAAAAUUUUUCUUUCCGAAUCUGCAGAUGAUUUAAAACUGUCUGCAAAGAAAGCGGGCAUUUCUGAUGAUGAUUUUACUGCUUUCUUGGUCUACGCAUGUGGAAUUAUAACAAAUAGUGGUAAUUACAAAUCCUUUGGUGAUAGUAAAAUAAUACCUAAUUUACCUAAAGAAAAAUUUGAGACAAUCGUCAAAGUAUCUAAAGCAUUUAAAAACAAUUCAGAUGAGAUACAAUAUCUCUGGGAUAAUAUUCACAAUUUGAUGUUUUCUUUAGAAAACAAGUUGAGAUCAUUAGGAUUGGGUGAUAAAGGUGUAACCACUUAUUUCUCUGCUAAUUGUACGGACGAAGAUGCUCAAUUAGUUAAUAAAUUUAUGCAAUCUAAAGGAUUGGAGUCAUAUAAUACAAGAUGUUUUAAAACUAUAAUACCAUCCAAAGAUUCUAAAACUGAUGAAAUAACAAGUCUAUAUGAAAUAAGAUUAGCUUCCGUAGAUAAAGAAGACGAUCCAAAAAUAACUUUACCACAGGAAACCUUUGAAGAAGAAGAGUUCAAAAUUACAAGAGGAGAUUAUGAUAUAAUUUUAGCAAAGGUUAAUGAUAAUCUUCAAAAAGCUAAAGAAUAUGCAGCAAAUGAGACAGAAAAUCAAAUGAUUGAGAAAUUUAUAAGUCAUUUUAAAACAGGUUCAUUAAAAGAUCAUAAAGAUGGUUCUCGUUACUGGAUCAAAGACAAAGGUCCAGUCAUUGAAACGUAUAUUGGUUUUAUAGAAACAUAUAGAGAUCCAGCAGGACAAAGAGCUGAAUUUGAAGGUUUUGUAGCUAUGGUUAACAAAGAAAUGUCUCAAAAGUUUGCUAAAUUAGUGAAUAGAGCAAACGAGUUUAUUCCUAGUCUUCCUUGGGGUAAGGAUUUUGAGAGAGUUUCAUUUACGCAACCAGAUUUUACUUCGUUAGAAGUUUUAACAUUCUCAAGUUCAGGCAUUCCUGCUGGAAUAAAUAUUCCAAAUUAUGAUGAAAUUAGACAGUCGGAAGGAUUUAAGAAUGUUUCUUUAGGAAAUGUUAUACCUGCUAAUAUGAAGCAAGAUGAAAUACCUUUUUUAUCCAACGAAGAUGUAGAAUUAUUGAACAAGUAUAGAAUUCCUAGUUUUGAAUUACAAGUUGGAUUACAUGAACUUCUUGGUCAUGGCAGUGGUAAACUACUACGGUCAUUGGGAGCUAAUGCAUACAAUUUUGAUAAGGGAAAUUUAAUAAAUCCAUUAACAGGAGAUCCUGUAGAUAAAUAUUUCAUGCCUGGAGAGACAUAUGAUUCUAAAUUUGGUGCAAUGGGAUCGUCAUAUGAAGAAUGUCGAGCAGAAGCAGUCGGUCUUUAUUUGUGUUUAGAUAAAUCGCUUGUACGUAUUUUUGAAUGUCCAGAAGAAGCGAUUGAUGAUAUAAUUUAUGUCAACUGGUUGUCAUUGCUAUGGAAUGGCUGUGCCAAAGCUUUAGAAAUGUAUGAUCCUUCUACUAAAAAAUGGUUACAAGCACACUCUCAAGCUCGAUAUGUUUUACUUAGAGUUUGUCUUGAAGCAAAAGAUAGUUUUGUUACUGUUACUGAAACUGAAGAAGGAAAAGAUUUAAGAAUGACUUUAGAUAGAUCGAAAAUUGAAACAUCUGGAAAAGAAGUAAUUGGAGAGUUUUUGAAGAAACUUCAAAUUUAUAAAAGUACAGGUGACGUAGACAGUGCUAGAGAAAUGUAUGAAAAAUAUAGCGAAGUACCUGAUUCUGGCCCAUACCCAUGGGCACGUUGGAGAAAAAUAGUUUUACUCAAUAAACAGUGUAGAAAAAUGUUUGUUCAACCAAAUACAUUUAUUAAAAAUGAAAACGGCAAUACUACUGAUGUGAUUUUAAAAAAUUAUGAACCAACGUUCUCUGGACUGAUUCAGUCGUGGAUAGAAAGAUAUCCUUCAGCAGACAUUUCAGACUCACUUAUUGACCUUUGGAAAAAGGAUAAGAAACAUUUCGUAUUGGAAAACACUGAUUAAUGAAAAAAUAUCAUAUUAUGAUAUAUAUCAUAAUUGCUUUUUUACUAUAUAUACAAUGUUACUCAAG
Polistes dominula (European paper wasp) is the source of this 2497-nucleotide messenger RNA. RefSeq names its product dipeptidyl peptidase 3 (gene DppIII). The record is from RefSeq and is a predicted model, not a curated record. Gene Ontology annotation, cellular component: cytoplasm. Gene Ontology annotation, molecular function: metalloexopeptidase activity; dipeptidyl-peptidase activity. Lineage: Eukaryota; Metazoa; Arthropoda; Insecta; Hymenoptera; Vespidae. Gene Ontology annotation, biological process: proteolysis.